AUGGCGCGCUUCCGCCCAAACCUGGUCGUCGCCGGCGCCGGCGGCCCCUUUGCGGAGGAUGCAUGGGGCCGCAUCCGCGUCGGCGGCGGCGGCGACAGCGACGAGGCGGCGGCCGCGUCGGUGGGGGCGGCGGCGGGGGCGCUUGAAAUGGCGGUGGUGCGGCCGUGUGAUAGGUGUGCUGUGCCGUCUGUGGACCAGGAAUUGGGUGUGAAGCGGGAGCCAAACCCGCUGGACACGCUGAACCGCUUCAGGACCGGCAAGGAGCUGGGAUGGGCGGCCGCCCGCAAGCGCUGGACCCACGCCAGCUUCUUCGCGACGUACUGCCAGCCGGCCGCCAGCGGCCCCGUGCGCGCGGGCGACACGGUCGGCGUGCUUGCGGCGCGCAGCUGGGCGGAGUGA
Monoraphidium neglectum is the source of this 399-nucleotide messenger RNA. RefSeq lists its product as hypothetical. NCBI's taxonomy places the organism in Eukaryota, Viridiplantae, Chlorophyta, Chlorophyceae, Sphaeropleales, Selenastraceae. Gene Ontology annotation, molecular function: catalytic activity; pyridoxal phosphate binding; molybdenum ion binding. The record is from RefSeq and is a predicted model, not a curated record. The transcript is spliced from 2 exons. Bases 1 to 399 code for a protein of 132 amino acids.